AUGGCCAAGAAAAUUCUGUCUGACAUCCACCACCAUGAGUCUAACUUGGCUUACCGCCAGUAUGCCCAGCUGCCUGAAACCCUCCACCUCAACUACCAGCCUCCUACUGCUACUGCAACCCCCGCCGCACACACCAGCCCGAUCCCAGAGGCAAUCAACCCCGACGAUUACUCGCAGGCUUACUGCGAUUUUAUGACUGAGCAUCCCACCAUUUUUCACGCAGUCGAUGGCUUCUCUAAGCAACUCGAAAGCAAGGGAUACAAGUACCUAUCCGAGCGGGAAUUAUGGACGCCGCAGCUCAAACGCGGAGGAAAGUACUAUACGACUCGCAAUGGAAGCUCGUUGAUUGCGUUCUCUGUCGGCCCCGAGUAUAAGAGUGGGAAUGGCCUCGCUAUCAUCGCCGGCCACAUUGAUGCCCUCACGGCGAAGCUCAAGCCCGUCUCAAAACUUCCCAAUAAAGCUGGAUACAUUCAGAUGGGAGUUGCUCCUUAUGCCGGCGGUCUGGGCAAGACAUGGUGGGACCGUGAUUUGUCUAUCGGCGGGAAGGUUCUCGUUCGUAACGCUAGCACCGGCAAGGUUGAAUCCAAGCUAGUCAAGUUGAACUGGCCGAUUGCUCGCAUCCCAACGCUAGCCGAACACUUUGGCGCUCCUUCGCAGGGGCCAUUCAACAAGGAAACACAGAUGGUACCUAUCAUUGGAGUCGACAACUCUGAUCUUUUCCAGUCUACCACUCCAGCGGCAGACGAGGGCAUCGAACCCGGCACCUUUGCCUCUACGCAGCCCCCAAAACUCAUCAAAGUGAUCUCCAAGGAACUUGGAAUCACAAACUACAGCAGCAUUCUCAGCUGGGAGCUAGAACUUUAUGACAGCCAGCCUGCACGUAUCGGCGGUAUUGACAAGGAUUUUAUCUUCGCCGGCCGCAUCGAUGACAAGCUCUGCUGCUACGCCGCACAGGAAGCCCUCAUGGCUACCUCCGACCACACCUCUCCCUCUUCCAUCAAGAUGGUCGGUUACUUUGAUGAUGAGGAAAUUGGUAGCUUGCUCCGUCAGGGUGCCCGCUCCAACUUCAUGUCUAGCGUCAUCGAACGCAUUGCACAAUCCUUUGCAACAUCAUAUGGACCCGAUCUCCUUGCCCAAACCGUUGCAAAGAGCUUCCUUAUCUCUUCUGAUGUCAUCCACGCUGUCAAUCCCAACUUCUUGAAUGUCUAUCUCGAGAACCACGCGCCUCGUCUCAAUGUCGGCGUCUCCGUCUCCGCAGACUCAAACGGCCACAUGACUACCGACAGUGUCAGCUACGGCUUCAUCAAGCGCGUUGCUGAAAAGUGCGGCUCUCAGCUGCAGGUCUUUCAAAUCCGAAAUGACUCCCGAAGCGGCGGAACCAUUGGGCCCAUGACCAGCUCGCGGAUUGGAAUGAGGGCCAUUGAUGUCGGUAUCCCACAGUUGAGCAUGCAUAGCAUUCGCGCCACCACAGGGAGUCGCGAUCCUGGGCUGGGUGUCAAGCUGUUUAAGGGGUUCUUUGAUUACUUUGAAGAGGUGGAUCGUGAGUUUUCUGAUUUUUAGGUUGUGACUCUUGUUUUCUGUCGAGGGGUGCUGUCGCGCUGCUUGGCCGUGUCUAGUUUGGUUUGCAUGAUUUUGGUGCUAGGGUUGAAGUGCUUGGGCAUUAAGAACCUCAUUUAGAAUGGUGACUUCUUUGUAUACGGGGUUCGGAGUCCGUCUAUAGAGGCAUGUGUAAGGAUAAAAAUCGAAUCCUACAUAAUUCCAGGCUAUGCACUUGAACAGACAACAUCUA
Aspergillus nidulans FGSC A4 is the source of this 1789-nucleotide messenger RNA. RefSeq names its product M18 family aminopeptidase. Bases 1 to 1560 code for a protein of 519 amino acids. Gene Ontology annotation, molecular function: aminopeptidase activity; zinc ion binding. Gene Ontology annotation, biological process: proteolysis. The transcript has a single exon. Gene Ontology annotation, cellular component: fungal-type vacuole. The record is from RefSeq and is a predicted model, not a curated record. Lineage: Eukaryota; Fungi; Ascomycota; Eurotiomycetes; Eurotiales; Aspergillaceae.